UGAGAGGGGUCCAUGAUAUUUUUGGCACCUUCCACUACUGGAGUGGCGAAGCAGUUACUGUGCGCCUGUCCUCGCCCGUGCCUUCAUUUCAAGUAAAGUACAGUAGAAAGCAAAAGGAGCACAAAAGCAACGCACAGGCACCACGAUGAAGACUGACGCUCGUGUCUGUGGGAGAUGAAGGGGACUAUGCCAUUCUGCACGAGGACUGCCGUACAAGCUGCUGCCUGGCCCAUCAGGGGAUUUGGCUGGGUUUGAAUAAUUGUACCAUUUAAUUACGUUAAAACAUAAAGGUUGUAAAUACAAGUAAUUGAACGUAAGGACACCUUUUGAAGAACUUUUAAUAUUUUGUUCGUUUAACUCGGAUAUGGCGGCGCCAUGUGGAGUGCACUUUUAAAUGGUUCAGGGCUGCACGGUGGAGGCGGUGCAGCCGGGGGCUACGUCCCGUCUCAAGGAUGGGAGUUUGUACCGUGCACCAGACUCGAGAAGACUGGCAAAGGAAAAAACUGCAGCUCACCAAGGAGGAUAUCAUCCCCGCCCAUCGUUUUCAGGAACAUCUGUGACGCUUUGCCGGGAGAAAGUGAAGGUGGAACAGGGACAAAACUGGAAUUCCUCAAAGGACAAAUGCCGCCAGACACCGAAGCCCAGCAACAGCAACAUACGCGGCUAAAGAAGAAAUUUGAGGAUCUGAAAAAGCGGCACGUACAGGAUAAAGAGAAAUGGAUGUGGGAUAAGGAGGUGCUGCUGAGAGAAGUGGCUGACAUACAAGCAGGGGAGAACCGGAGAAUUUUGCUGGACCUGAAGACAGUGUUGGAAGAAGUGCAGGUGGAGGUGAAGCGAGAAGAAGAAAAGAGGAGUGAUCUUCAGCUGCAGUACAACAGAGACAGAUGUGCCUGGGAGCUAGAGAGGGCGGAGCUCAAGUGCUGCAUUGCACAGCUGGAAACCAAAGGUGGCUCGAGAUCAGCGAGUGGAGGUGUCCAGUGUGCGUCAGGGUCUUACGCAGUGGCUAAACAAGCUCAUUGUGAAAAGCAGAGUGAGACGUCAACGCUCCAUCAGGACAAGGAGGUACAACGGAAACUUCUGGCGGACACACACUCACCCACCAUGGAGCUGCGCUGUCGCCUGGAGCACAAUGAGAAGAAUUGGUUGAAGGAGAAAGCCGAGCUACUGGAGAGAUUUGACAUUGAAAGGAGUGAAUGGGAGAGCCAACUGAAAGAUAUGCAAAAGAAAAUAGAAGAGUUGUACUGUGAGGUCAGGGCCAGGGCCAAGCGAGAGGGUGCUUGUGGUCGUCGGAAUGAAGAAGAAAUGCCUCGGCUAAGUGUCCGUUCACUGAGCUCUGGUUCCAGUGUGCUCAGUGAGUUGUCGCAGACCCAUAGCAGCUGCAGUCAGCCUGAGACCUCACCUGCGUCUGAUCGCUACAUUAUCGGUGGCCGGGUGGGUGAGAGUCAUUCAACCACCUGUUGUCAACCAGACAGACUCGGUGAACUAAUUGCAGGUGGUCAGUUUAAUCAGAAUGAAUAUGCACACCAUGGAUUAAGGUUAAGAGACUCCAUCCUUGAUAAGAAAGAUGUUGCCAACACUGCUGAGCUUGAAGGAAUUUUCCAUCAAUCUAUUGGAUGUGGACAGGCAACAAAACAUGCCUCCAUUGGGAAUGAAAAAUGUCUUCAUCAUGGCAUUCAAGAAAGUCCACUGUUGGUCGAGCGGGGUAACGCCAGUGAGAAGAAGAAAAGCAUGACUGCUCUCAAUGCUGCUCUGAAGGAGAUAGCUCGUGUCAGUGAGGAACUCUGUAGCUACCAGGAUGAGAUAAAAAAGAAGAGUGAGGAUAAAAGAAGUCAGUCUGAAUUGUACCUCUCAGAAGAAAACAUCCCCGCGGACUCGGAGCACACUGGACUCAAGUCGAAGGAUGCAACAUAUGACCUCAACCAUAUCUGCCAGGAACUUAAGGAAUUAGAAAAGGAAAACUGGAUUACCUUGUCACCGGAUUACACCUGGCGGGCCAAUAGAGGGUCAAAAGAUUCCUGGGAAAGCAAUUCUGUUAACAGCUGCAAAGAUGUACAAAAAAGUCCUGUCGCACUCUUUCCUGUAGAUACAGAAGCCCCCCAUGUUCCUCCCCGCAAUUUUCCCCGGAAUCGGAGCUCCCCCUCUCAGACUGACACAGAACUCCACAUCCCUGAGUCCCCCAUAACAACAAUGACAAAGUGCCACAGCCCAUGUGUUACAAUAGACCAACAGUAUGGCAGUCCAUCCAUUGUUAGAAAGUUUGAAGCAAUGUUGAAAGAAAAUGAAGGAAAGGUUUUCAUAGAUGGUGCGGUAGCGUCAUGUUCCAUUCCGAAAAAUUCAAACUGUAACAUUGGCUGCUGCCACAACCGUUGGUCUUGUGAUGCAACCAAGUUCACUUGCAGUAAGUUGUCCAGAUGUGGGACUGUCCAGAAGAGUUUCUCUGAAGCUAACAUAUUGACUUCAAGAAAAGACCGCUCACCCUACAGCGCUGCUAUUGGGAAUUUGCACAACCACCAAAGACAAACGUCUUCAGUUCUUACAGAAUUACUCGCAGAUUUGCUAAUGUCCUCCCUGGAAAUAUCAUCAACCAGUCCCAACCUACAUGGUUCCAGGAGAAACAUCAUGUUGGAAAAAAAAACAGCAGAGUUUAACAGAACUUUGUUUCAGGCAGAGAUGGGGUAUGGGGUAGAUGAAGAAUAUGUUACAGAAGCAGGCGCCCACUCUGUGGGUUGCCAACCAGCCGUGAAAGCUGACUGUGUGCCGGAUAAGCAUUCACUUGCCAGGCAUUGCGCUGAUGACACAACUGGUGUCAUGGACGUAAAUGUUGAGAUUGCAUUUUUCACUCCCACUUCAAAUCUUCCCAUUCAGAACACAAAGGACAAAGUGAGCCCAAGUAGUUAUAAAGUCCAAGAGGCCAGAAUGAAAAAUUGCACAUCGUCCAUCAAUAUAACUGAACAAUCAAACACUGCAGUCCGGGAGGCCAACACACGCACUUCUCGGAGUCCUGCACAUCUUUCUGAGGUACAACAAAAUGUUCAAACAGCAAGAAACCCUUCCAGAAAAACGCAAAUCAGAUCACCUAAAGACACUCCCCUUUCUGAGUCUGCAUUGUCUGCAAAUAUCUAUUCAGGUCAGAGUGUGAAAGAUGCAAUCUAUAAGAGGGACACUUCUUCAAGAGCUCAGAUUCAGCCAGCGAGAGUUGACAUCUCACUCCAGGAGCCUUCAGCUCAGAGUAAACUGAGACAAAUUACACUUCCAAGACUUGAAUCUGUGCCUCCCUCCCAGAUGGACUGCUCCACACCUGCAACUCGAAAGUUGAAAGACCAUCCCUGGAAGCCCCUCACUCUUGCUGCGUACCCACGCCCUGAAGGUUCACGGUCCAACUACGGAGCAUUAGAAAGAAUUCUCAAGCACUAUGAGAAUGCAGCUAAGUCACCACCACAGGAUGAGAAAGCUAUGGGUCCUAACGUCAGCCUUCAACAAGAUGAUGGCACCGGAUUGAACAUGCGAGACAUGACUCCAAAUCCCACAGCACCUCCGUUGCGACAGCUGUCACGUAUAGAGACAAGCACCACUCUAAAAACCCACAGUAACAUCAGAGUGGCACAGAUACAGCAGCAAAUGCAGGAUGAAGUGGAGUCAGACAUCUCUUUUACCCAAAAUAUCUUCUCAAAGCCUGUACAUCAAGCCAAUCGACGUCUGUCUUCCCGAUGGGCCAGCCGCUCCCCGACUUCACCCGCUUCCGCCACUGCAUCUCCCUGUAUCACCACUGUCUGACUAUCAUCCUCAAACAUCUCCCAUUUCCCCUUCUACUUCUUCGAUUGGCAGACCUUUCACAUUGAGGCUGUCUUCUUUUGAUCUUCACCUCACUAUCUGACCAACAGCAGUACUCCGGUGAUGAAAGCUAAACAUAAGCUGUUAUCCUCAACACCGUUGUAACAUAGUGGCUCUGAUCUCCUCUGUCACACAUUUAUAGUUACAGUUAUAGUUGUGAGUCUGCUUCCAAAUGAACCCACUGGAGCCAAGCAGAUUAAUUAGAAGAUGUUCCAUAAUAGCUUCGGUUGUGUUGUAACAUGCUCAAACUGACCUGCCAAGCAUUGCGAAUGCUUUUGAAGGUGUUGAAAAUAUUGCGAUUUAAUGUACUUCACUCAGGUCUAAAUUCUAGUCUUGACUGGAGAAGCCUUGUAAAUCUACUCACCACGUGUCACUAUUUACCUUCACUCUACAAAUACUAUUUACAACUGAAAGUGAUGCAUCAUCAAAUGGAACUGUAAGGUAUUUUGUAUUAUUUUCAUGCGUUUUGACAUCAAGAGAAUUAUGUUUGAUUCACAUAUACUCUAUGAGCAGCAUCAAACUGUCCAUUUUUGCUUUGAAUAGAAUUGCGUACAUGUACUGUACCUUGCCUGUGACUUAACAAUUUUGUUUUAAAUUCAGCGCUGACUUUAUAAGGAUCAUAUCUUGAAUCCACAUUUAUUUUCUUUAGUAUUUAUAAAAUGAGUUUACUUUUAUAACUUUGCACCAAAGGCUGGCUUUGUCAUUAGGAUUUUCUCACUUCAUUUUGAAAGCUAAUGUUUCUCAUGGCAGUUUUAAGAUAAGAUAUCCUUUAUUUGUCCCACACCGGGGAAAUUUACAGUCUACAGCAGCAAAAUUGGGGGGUAGAAAAUUUUGCCGUCAUCUCAUUGCUUUAGUUGUAUUGUAUCUGACGUUACUGCUUCAUUUACUCUGCAACAUGGAUAGUAAUGCUUACUGAAUAAGGACAAGGCCUUUUGCAACUUAUACUAAUGAAUAUUAACAUAUCAGGACAAAGUAUUUGGCCCCAUCACUAUUAAAGUGAUGCCUUUGCUGUUAAUUGUGUGGAAUAAAAUAAGGACUAAAAGGA
Hippocampus zosterae (dwarf seahorse) is the source of this 4876-nucleotide messenger RNA. It is a transcript of the gene mtcl3a, whose product is annotated as SOGA family member 3a. Lineage: Eukaryota; Metazoa; Chordata; Actinopteri; Syngnathiformes; Syngnathidae. The coding region runs from base 376 to 3774 and encodes 1132 amino acids. The record is from RefSeq and is a predicted model, not a curated record. The transcript has 7 exons.